Malassezia pachydermatis is the source of this 399-nucleotide messenger RNA. RefSeq names its product guanyl-specific ribonuclease. Lineage: Eukaryota; Fungi; Basidiomycota; Malasseziomycetes; Malasseziales; Malasseziaceae. The record is from RefSeq and is a predicted model, not a curated record. Gene Ontology annotation, molecular function: RNA binding; RNA nuclease activity. The coding region runs from base 1 to 399 and encodes 132 amino acids. The transcript is spliced from 2 exons.
AUGAAGGUAGCCACCCUGAUUCUUGCGCUCGCCAGCGUGGCCUUUGCGACUCCGAUCCAGCGCCGUGAUACGAUUGCCCACUGUGGUGCUGGUCAGGGCGGUGACAUUGAUGUGGACCACAUCAUCUCGCAGGUGCAGAAUGCGCCGCGUGAGAACCGUAGCUCCGGCUACCCUCAUAAGUUCAACAACUACGAGGGUCUGCCCAUGUCGUCGGCGUGUGAUGGCGCCUCGAUGAUGCUUGAGCUGCCUGUCUUUGCGGAUGGCCAUCCGUACGACCUUGAACACGGCGAGAAGCCGGGCGCUGUGCGUGCGAUCUACUCGAUCGACGACAAUGCUCUCUGUGCCAUCGUCGCGCACGACAACGACGACUCGAACUUCCACUCGUGCGCGACGAACUAA